Pseudocercospora fijiensis CIRAD86 is the source of this 714-nucleotide messenger RNA. RefSeq lists its product as uncharacterized. The transcript has a single exon. The coding region runs from base 263 to 649 and encodes 128 amino acids. NCBI's taxonomy places the organism in Eukaryota, Fungi, Ascomycota, Dothideomycetes, Mycosphaerellales, Mycosphaerellaceae. The record is from RefSeq and is a predicted model, not a curated record.
UCGGGGGAAGAAGUGACAAUUCUCAACUUUCACUCUCGGCCAAUUAGCUGACGAUGCUGCAGAACACUUGCUGUUGCUACGCCUGACAUGCGGCGCCCGAGCAACAUCUCUAUCUUGUCGCCUGAUAUACAGCGACCAGAAGAGGCGAGGCGUUCAAGUAUCAUGCCCAGCGAUGCGCGCCGCUCCAGCAUCCUGCCCUCUUCAAUAUACAACACCUCAAACUACAGCCGCUCUCGGCGUUCCGUGACUGUCAACGACGACGAUGGCUCUCUCCUCAUGGUCAAAGCCCUCCAGCGACACCAACAAUCCAGAGACCUUUUCCGCUCCGACACUAAACGCCGCGAAAGCAUGGCACCACAAUUCAACGAGCUCUCUUUCGCCCGCGAAGAUCAAUAGGACGAGAUUCCUUGGCGAAGCCGGCCAGCAGGCCAUCACAGAGGAGGCUACAACUUUCCCUACAAAGAACGCAUCGGAACCGACCUCGUCUCCUGGGCCCGUUUCCCGUCGCACACCCGCACCGAACGAAGCCUUUCCGCCGGCCCCGCAGACGGUGUCACAACCCAAGACUGGGCCGCCAUCCGCAAUAAAACCGACGCAAUCCUCGGAAAACACGGAACAGGUCGGAAACCCAGCAAAGUCACAGUUUUAAAACACAUGUCCAAAAACAUCGCCAACGUCGCGCACUAUUACGCCACACUUCUCACAUCUCCUCGC